Molecule: messenger RNA, 3259 nt
Organism: Danio aesculapii
Lineage: Eukaryota; Metazoa; Chordata; Actinopteri; Cypriniformes; Danionidae
Gene: rorca
Product: RAR-related orphan receptor C a
Exons: 10
Coding region: 316-1755 (479 amino acids)
Biological process (GO): regulation of transcription by RNA polymerase II
Cellular component (GO): nucleus
Molecular function (GO): zinc ion binding; nuclear receptor activity; RNA polymerase II cis-regulatory region sequence-specific DNA binding
Source: RefSeq, a predicted model, not a curated record
CGCCGAAAGUAGGUUAGACUACAGAGAGCAGCACAGACGCGAGAGGGAAAGAGAAGAGGGCAUCAUUUUAUUGCAUAGCUGACUGUGCGCGCAUUUACGCAGCAAAAAUAGGCUGUGAUGAAGCGGAAUUUACUCUAAACAACCGGAUGAGAAGAACAAGUAGGCAGUGCAAUAACUUAUGAGGUUUUAGUAGUUCUUUUCUUUUUGCAUCGCACUGUUUUUGGAGAUUUAAGAGUUUCUCUUUCGAGUUUUACUUUCGGCGCUGUGCAAAUGUGCCGGAGUUAUAUUAUUAUUCGCAGAUAAUAUACCGUCAAAAUGAGAGCUCAAAUCGAAGUAAUCCCAUGCAAGAUUUGCGGGGACAAAUCAUCAGGCAUCCACUAUGGGGUGAUCACUUGUGAAGGCUGCAAGGGCUUCUUCCGCCGAAGUCAGCAGAACAAUGCUAUGUACUCCUGCUCAAGGCAGAGGAACUGCAUUAUUGACCGAACGAAUCGCAACCGCUGCCAGCAUUGCCGCCUGCAGAAGUGUCUGGCACUGGGCAUGAGCCGCGAUGCGGUGAAGUUUGGCCGCAUGUCAAAAAAGCAGCGAGACAGUCUCUACGCCGAGGUUCAGAAGCACCAGCAGUCCCAGGAGCGAGCAGGGGGUCUUGUCAACGGUAUAUCCGGCCACACUGGUGACGAGUCUGGAGAGAACGGCAACGGUCACAGUCGGGCCUACAGUCGGGGCUCCAGCACCACCCUCAGCGAUCUGGAUGACAUAACCACACUACCAGACGGUCUCCUCUUUGACCUGCCGCUCACACCGGAGGAAGCUGCCGAUUACUGCAGUUUAGAGUUAUUGGGAGGAAGCGGCGGAAGCAGUUCGUCUUCCCAGAGUUCUCCUGAGUCAAACAGACAAGAGUUUGGUGACGUGACGCACAUCAAACACGAGUAUAUGAGCCCACACGACUCUGGACUCUUCACUCGCUCAAUACUUAAUCCACCUGAAGGCUGUUCGUUGAUGGAAAUAGAACGGAUCACACAAAAUGUGAUAAAAUCCCACAUUGAGACAAGUCAGUACAGCACAGAAGAACUGAAAAGAUUAGCCUGGACCCUCUACACACCUGAAGAGAUCCGUGUCUACCAAAACAAGCCCACAGAGAUGCUGUGGCAGCAGUGUGCUGUGCAACUCACCAACGCCAUUCAGUAUGUGGUGGAGUUUGCCAAGCGAAUCUCUGGAUUCAUGGACUUGUCUCAAAAUGACCAGAUUAUCCUUCUAAAAGCAGGCUGCUUGGACGUGCUUUUGAUCCGAAUGUGUCGGGCCUACAACCCCAUCAACAACACGCUGUUGUUCGAUGGAAAGUUUGCAAGCCCACAGCUGUUCAAAGCACUCGGUUGUGAUGAUCUUGUGAGCGCUGUGUUUGAGAUGGCUAAAACCCUCAGUCGGCUGCAGCUGUCGGAAGAAGAGAUGGCUCUAUUUACUGCUACUGUGCUUCUGUCUCCAGACCGACCUUGGUUGACAGAUGCCCAGAAAGUGCAGAAGCUUCAGGAGAAGGUCUAUGUUGCUUUGCAACACUAUCUUCAUAAAAGCGGUGUCCAUGAGGAGAAACUGGCCAAGAUGGUCUCCAAGUUACCCAUGAUGAAGUCUAUUUGCAAUCUCCAUAUUGAUAAGCUGGAGUUUUUCCGCCUCCUUCACCCAGAAACAGCCUACAACUUCCCUGCUCUCUACAGAGAGGUUUUCUGCAGCGAGAUCACCUUCCCAGACUCCACCGAGGGCUAACAUUUCUGAAAGUGUCAUAUUGGCUUAGAGGAAAGAAAGAGGUAGAAAGAGUUAAAGAAAGACAGGAAUGGAGGUAGAUGGAUAUGUGUUUGAGAAAAACCAGCAACACACUGACAAUCUUGCACGUUACACUUUAGGACUCCAUCUAUAACCUCUCUCCUGAUGGAGUGAUUCACUCCUCUAUUUCAACAGGACCCAGAUUUCUUCUAAGAUGCUGUUAAAUGACAGCUGUCUAAGGUGCUGGCUACUAUUACUCACGCUACCUACAUAUAAUGACUCAAGUAGAGUAAAUUAUAUAUUUAAUAAUUCUUUAUAAAGAGUACUCGAUUUAACUCGGAGCUUUAGGACUCCCUAAAACAUUAAGUGCUUGAAAAGUCAGCAUUUCCCUGCACCAGUUUCAAAAGUACUCUUAGGAAGAGAACUAUGAAUGUAACCCAACUGACAUGUGGCAAAGCCUCAGGAUUAAGACAGAAUGUAUUAUGAAUUCCUGCCCCAAAUGUAAAACAAGCUCUUAAUGCUUGGUUUCUGUUAAUAAACAGUUUUGAAACUGUUUAAAGGGACCAAUGCUUGCAUGCCUGCAGUCGUAAAUGUCACAUGAGCACCUUUUCACGGAACAAACACUAACGUAAAGUGCACCACAUGUGCAGCGAUGUUUUGUUUUUGAGUUUAAAAGAUGCAACUAAGCUAACCAACACCUCAUCCUUUUACCCCUUUCCCACACACUUGGAUGCCACUUGGAUACAGAUAUUAGAUGAUAUUUUGAUAUCCUUAUUUGAUCAGAAACUACAUGUGCGUAGGACGAUAAAUGUAUCUGAGAAUAUAUUUAUAAACAGAGCCUGUAGAUAGCGUAUGUCGGUGGAGGACUAGUUAGAUAGAAAGUUGCACCUUAGUGCGAAUGUUUUUUAAGCCCCUUCAGGAGUGAAUUCUGGGCUGGAGUUGUAAUGCUGAUUUCGAAAGCUUUAGAUCUUCAGUAGAUGCAGGUGGACAGCACUUAAAUACUCCAACAUAAAAGGACUUUGCUGGAGAAAGACUUUUCUGUUGCCCCAUAAUCAGAUGGCGAAAAGACAAUGCCACUAUGUGGGAGACUGAAGUCCGACUAUUUGAGUGUGUGGCACACCACUCAAAUGACUGCUGGGAUCAGGAAAACACAAAAAAACAUGGAAGUGGAUGGAAGGAACCAUAUUUUUAUAGAGACAACUGACAACUGGGCUUGCCGACAGUCACGAGGACACAAUGGAAAUAUGAUUAUUUGGACUUUUUUUUUCUGCUUCGGCUGUGAGGAUAAGUGGAAUCGCAGGCCAUACCUCAUGCAUAGUGUCUGAUGUGGGGAUCAGUGUUGUGUUGCUGUGUGAUUACCCCCUCCCUCAUCCCUUUACCUUUAGUGUUCACAUAUAGCACAACUAUUGACAGAGCCAUCAGCUACCCCCCUGAGUUUGGGAAACAGUUAGUUUGUGUUUCAAAAUGUUAAGUACAAAUGGAGCAAAAACAUUGCUAGUUACACAGA